Messenger RNA from Toxotes jaculatrix (banded archerfish), 1849 nucleotides. RefSeq names its product RNA pseudouridine synthase domain containing 1 (gene rpusd1). Gene Ontology annotation, molecular function: pseudouridine synthase activity; RNA binding. The transcript has 7 exons. Gene Ontology annotation, biological process: pseudouridine synthesis. The record is from RefSeq and is a predicted model, not a curated record. NCBI's taxonomy places the organism in Eukaryota, Metazoa, Chordata, Actinopteri, Toxotidae. Bases 1 to 1059 code for a protein of 352 amino acids.
AUGUCAGAUAAAAGGGUUAAGAAGAAGAAGGAGCGCCUGCGCAUCUUCCUGUGCCGCUUGUGGUUGUGUUUACACUCGUGUUUUCAUGUUAAUGGCCACACAAGUUGUAUCAGUCCAUCACUGCACAUCAUGACCACAGAGCCUGCUAGCCUGGAGCACCUGCAUGUGCUGUACCAGUGCGAUGACUACAUUGUGGUGGACAAGCACUGGGACAUCCGCAUUGACAGCAAGAUGUGGUACGAGAAACACACAGUGCAGGCUCAACUUCGGCACCGCUUCCCUCAGCUGGCAGACCCGAGCACCUACUAUGGAUUCAGGUUCUGUCAUCAGUUGGAUUUCUCCACCAGUGGGGCUCUUUGUGUCGCCCUCAACAAGGCUGCGGCCGGCCGGGCCUACCGCUGCUUCAAGGACCGCACCGUGACCAAAGCAUACCUCGCCCUGAUUCGUGGCUGGGUGGAAGAACAAACACAAACUCUGGACUUCUCCAUCGGCAAGAACUCCUCGGAAGGAAAAACACACAUGAUGUGCAUUGAAGGAACAGAAGGCUGUGAAAACCCCAAGCCUUGCCAAACUGAGCUGACAGUGUUGGAAUAUGGGUUGUAUGAUGGAGAUCCUGUCACCAAGGUGCUACUGCAGCCACUCACUGGCCGAACCCACCAGUUAAGGGUCCACUGCAGUGCAAUAGGCCACCCCAUUGUUGGGGACUUCACCUACAGCUCAGGAGCAGACAAUGCCCCGUACCGCAUGAUGUUGCACGCCCACCUCCUCCACAUUCCCCUGGAACCCCAACCCCUGCUCGUCUCUGCUGGAGACCCCUUUAUCCCCUCGGUGGACCCCAAGUGGCUCCCGCAGCGGCCAUUACGGACAUUGGCAGCCACUGUGGAAGCCCUGCUGGAGCACAGGGUGGAGGAGGACAGGAGGAUUAAAGAGGAGGAGAGAGAGAGAGCGAGAAGAGAGGAGGAGAGGAGGAAACAAAGCCAGGAACAGAUGACUGAGGAGGAGAGCGAGGAACAGAGGAGGCAGUGUCAGGGGUGGCUGAGUGAAUGGGCUGGCGACUGAUGGAGUCUUUUAUAUUAUUAUUUAUUUUAAUUUAUUUUAGCCGUUUACUUAUGAAAGCCAUGUUGAGCAUGUACACUCCAUCUAAGUGACCACUGGAUUGCAUUUAAAUGGCAAAAUAUUGAACCAGCAUUGUAAUCCCCUACAAACCAUUUAUUAACAUUAUGUCAGUAAAAACUUGUGUGAGCAUGUAAACUGCUGCGCUCUAAAACAGUCCGUACCACUGGGAGCUGCCCACGAUAACCAGUCUUUUGCAGUGGGUCAGUGAGUAGCUCCACUUCAGUCGCUGACAAAUAAGUGCCUUGCUCACGUUUAUGUUAAGAAGGGAGGGGUUGGGUUGAUGUCAGUCAUUUCCUAACUAAUGUAAAAGUUUUUAAUCAGUGACUUUUUUUGUCACAAAUAUGUGCUGUGAAAUGUCAGCUGAAUCUAACACAAACUGUUAUCCUAUCUAGCCAUGCAGAUAAUUUUCGGAUAAUGUGCCAGAGUUAUGAGAUAUUUGCCUCUGAUGUGAACAGCAGCAGCUGAUCUGGUUUUGCGUACAAACAUGCUGGUAAACCUGUGUGCUUUGUCACAUAUGCUGCAUGAUGCUGACAUAUAUGAAAUACCUUCUAAAAGAUUAAAAUCUAUACUGUAUGUUUGUGUUUUGAAAAAGUAUUCAACUGCCUGUCUUAGUGCCUUUCAUCCUCUCUAACCAUUUUUCAUGUUUUGUUGUUUUACAGCUUUGAAACACGUUUAACAUAUAAAAUGUCUAUUAAAAAAAUGUCUACAAAUUAAACCUUAAAAAAAGAAGUCA